Ostrinia nubilalis (European corn borer) is the source of this 427-nucleotide messenger RNA. RefSeq names its product large ribosomal subunit protein eL42 (gene RpL36A). Lineage: Eukaryota; Metazoa; Arthropoda; Insecta; Lepidoptera; Crambidae. Gene Ontology annotation, biological process: translation. The coding region runs from base 88 to 402 and encodes 104 amino acids. Gene Ontology annotation, cellular component: cytosolic large ribosomal subunit; ribosome. The record is from RefSeq and is a predicted model, not a curated record. The transcript is spliced from 3 exons. Gene Ontology annotation, molecular function: structural constituent of ribosome.
GUGUCACUGUCAGUAGUUUUUAAUCUGCUGUCUCUUUCUCUCUCGCCUUUUUGACGUUCUUUCAGAUCGUGUUGAGCAAAAAUCAAAAUGGUGAACGUACCAAAACAGCGCAGGACCUACUGCAAAAAGUGCAAAUGCCACAAGACCCACAAGGUGUCCCAGUACAAAAAGUCAAAGGAAAGGCAUGCUGCCCAGGGUAGAAGGCGUUAUGACCGCAAACAACAGGGUUAUGGUGGUCAGUCCAAGCCUAUCUUCAAGAAGAAGGCGAAAACUACCAAGAAAAUUGUGCUGCGUCUUGAGUGUGCCGACUGCAAGGUGCGAUCACAGGUUGCGCUGAAGCGAUGCAAGCACUUCGAGCUGGGUGGAGACAAGAAGAGGAAGGGACAGAUGAUCCAGUUCUAGGCUGGCUAAUAAAUAAGUUCAACUA